CCUGCGCCCGGCUCCCCGCAGCUCUUGUGUCCGGGACGAUGUAGCCAGACCUUGCCUCACUCUGGCCCCAGGCUCCUGCCCCAGGCGCCCCCUCCUGCGCCCCCAGAUUUCCUCCUGCCCUGCUCUGAUUUCCAGCCGGGCGCCCCUGCUGCUCCAGGAGUGUAAAGGGAGGAGAGAAAACCACCGGUCUAGGCCGGGUCUCCAGGAACCCGCGGCCUCCAUGCGGGGGUGGUGGCCGGACGGGCGUUGCAUCCCCUCCGCAAUGCAACCCUAUCUUCCUCCUGAAUUCCCACAUCCACUGUCACACCUGGUCCUCGAAUUGGAAAGACGCGGCCUCGGGUCCCCUCUGCAGGAGAGGAGUCCGAGAGCUCGGAGGGACAGGAUGCGCAGUACUCCUGGGAUAAGAAGGUGAGGGUCUCGACCCAGGUCCAGCUAGGUCCUGGUGGUUGCCUUCAGAAACCAUCCAGCGGGUCUCUCUCUCCAAAGCCGAAGAAGCUUCCACCUGGACGACAAGGCCUGGCUUUCGAGGACCUAGAGGAGCCCGGCUGGAGCGCCCGCCCCGCGGCCUCGCCUCCCUGCCGAGCCUCCAGCGCCUCGGGACGCGAUGAGGACCUGGGCUUGCCUGCUGCUGCUCGGCUGCGGAUACCUCGCCCAUGCCCUGGCCGAGGAAGCCGAGAUCCCCCGUGAGCUGAUCGAGCGGCUGGCUCGAAGUCAGAUCCACAGCAUCCGGGACCUCCAGCGACUCUUGGAGAUAGACUCCGUAGGGGCCGAUGAUGCCUUGGAGACAAGCCUGAGAGUCCAUGGGUCCCAUGCUACCAAGCAUGCACCCGAGAAGCGGCCUGUGCCCAUUCGGAGGAAGAGAAGUAUUGAGGAAGCCAUUCCUGCCGUUUGCAAGACCAGGACGGUCAUUUACGAGAUACCUCGGAGCCAGGUGGACCCCACAUCCGCCAACUUUCUGAUCUGGCCCCCGUGUGUGGAGGUGAAGCGCUGCACAGGCUGCUGCAACACCAGCAGUGUUAAGUGCCAGCCCUCGCGGGUCCACCACCGCAGUGUCAAGGUGGCCAAAGUGGAAUACGUCAGAAAGAAGCCAAAAUUGAAAGAGGUCCAGGUGAGGUUAGAGGAACACCUGGAGUGUGCGUGCGCAACCUCCAACCUGAACCCAGACCACCGGGAGGAGGAGCCGGGAAGACGUAGGGAAUCAGGUAAAAAGCGGAAAAGAAAAAGGUUAAAACCCACCUAAGGCGGCUGACCAGAUGUGAGGUGAGAUGAGCCGGCCACCCUUUCCCAGGACACAGAUGUACGUGGCGUGUGACAUUCCUGAACAUACUAUGUGCGGUGCUUCAUUGCCAAUGUGCGGUCUUUGUUCUCCUCCGUGAAAAACUGUGUCCGAGAACAAAGCAACAGUGUCCGUUUGUUCAGUGUGACAUGAAAGCAAGUAUUGUAGCACUCGGAGAGACGGUGAGAAAGCUUCCUUGUCACAGAGCGAAAACAAAACCACAAAAACACAACAGACAAAAAAUCGGGCUCGAGAAAAGACUGAAGCCGGUGGCAGAAAGGCCACCCCACAGGACAGACGCGUGGCGCCCAAGGCUGGCUACCGCCCUGGAUUCUGCCCGCACGCACAGGUGCUUUUUUGCUGAGGAUGUGCUCGGAGCCUGCUUGGGAUGCUGCAGCCUGCCAGCUCCGCGGGACGCAGGAAGCCGAGUGACUGGGGAGUCGCCAGCAGGCCUUGACGCCGCCGCCUCGCCAGCCACCUCACCAGCCGUAGCGCCUGAGUCUGCACAGGACCUUCCCGAGAGCCUUACGUGGAAUUUCUUUUUUUUUCUUUCUUUCUUUUUUUUUUUUUUUUACACCAUAAAGUGAUUAAGCCUUUCCUUUUUACUCUGCCUAGCUUUUUUUUUUUUUUUUUUUUUUUUUUUUAAAUCUCUUGGAUGACGUUUUUGCCAAUAACACAUGAGGCUGCUGUAAGUUGGGACAGCGCGACGGUUAUUUUUUUUCCUAGCCAAACUAAUGAGGUGUAUUAAAAUAAACACGGUAUACCUACCUAUAUACAUCA
Messenger RNA from Nannospalax galili (Upper Galilee mountains blind mole rat), 2056 nucleotides. It is a transcript of the gene Pdgfa, whose product is annotated as platelet derived growth factor subunit A. Lineage: Eukaryota; Metazoa; Chordata; Mammalia; Rodentia; Spalacidae. Gene Ontology annotation, cellular component: membrane. Gene Ontology annotation, biological process: platelet-derived growth factor receptor signaling pathway; positive regulation of phosphatidylinositol 3-kinase/protein kinase B signal transduction; positive regulation of ERK1 and ERK2 cascade. The transcript has 8 exons. The coding region runs from base 605 to 1240 and encodes 211 amino acids. The record is from RefSeq and is a predicted model, not a curated record. Gene Ontology annotation, molecular function: platelet-derived growth factor receptor binding; growth factor activity.